Molecule: messenger RNA, 1654 nt
Organism: Rhopilema esculentum
Lineage: Eukaryota; Metazoa; Cnidaria; Scyphozoa; Rhizostomeae; Rhizostomatidae
Source: RefSeq, a predicted model, not a curated record
UUAGGACAUAGUGAGGUCAAGUGACCUGGAACAUUGUCUAUUUUCGAUGACGUUUAUACUGCUUUUUAACGACAGAAGUUCUGCAAAAUGCUCUCAUACACACAGUAAUGGCAAUGAUGUAACUGAACACGGCCGUUUUGUUCUGGUCUAUGGAAGUGGAAUGGCAUGAAUAAAGAUUCAAAUGUAAAAUUGCAGAGCUUUUGCACCUGACGAAGAAAAUGUCGCUGUUUUAUAUUUUCUUUCCCUUAAACGCAAUUUUAGCGAACCUCUGCGUAGGUGGCUAUAAUCUCCGAUUACCCUGCAAAAGAUCGAUGAAUUUUACCACUGCUUUUCACAAUAUUUCCAUGAUUGGGACUGUGAUACAGAGCAAGCAGUUCUUGGAACUAAGCGAAUGCAAAGCAGAGUGUCUGGCAAACGACGAGUGCUUCUCUAUAAAUUACCAGAUGAAUGAUGAUAACACUUGUGAACUGAACAACAUGGCACUUGAUUCAGUGACUUAUUUUCUUCAGCAUUUCAUAAGUAGACAAGGAUGGAGUUUCAUGACAAGUGAAACUAAAACUCGAAUGCGUGGUUCAAGCUGCAAAGAGCUUAAUCCAUGUCGACACGAUGAAAGGUGUACAGAUACUUGCUCAUGUCCAGGGUUUCAAUGCAUUCAGACAACAGUCUCGCAAGACUGUGACAGCAUUGGUUCCAAUGGAAAGCCGAUUAGUGGAGUCUACUGGAUAAAGCCAUACUCUUUUGCAUCUGAGAUACUGCAGGUCUUUUGCAGCUUUGACAUUAAUCAUCAAGGAUGGGUAGUGAUUCAAAGACGUGUAAAUAGCAAGACUAGCUUUGACCGAUCUUGGAAAGAUUAUAAAACUGGAUUCGGCGACUUGGAAGGAAAUUACUGGAUUGGUCUUGAUAAUCUGAACUUACUUGCCGGACCUGGGCGAAAUGCUAAUCUAAGAAUUGAGCUAAAGACUUCUGAUAACUCCUCUAAAAUUCUCUUUGCGUUAUACAACAGAUUCAGCGUUCACGAUGAAACAGAAAAUUACAGAUUAACUGUUGGUGAGUACAAUGAAUCAAGCAGUCUGCAAGAUGGGCUUUCAAACGCGUUUGCUUUCAGUUUUCAAGUGCACAAUGACCAAAUGUUCUCAACUAAAGAUAGAGACCAUGACAAAUCUGUCGAGGAAAAUUGUGCCCUGGUUCGCACCGGAGGAUGGUGGUUUAACUCAUGUGGCAUGUCAAACCUUAAUGGUUUAUUAUUCAACAGCUCAAAUAUGCUAGGAUGCAGUUCUACGUACAGCUCAUCCAUACAGCAAUAUGCUAUUUGGAUUGGAAAUACAGAUUGUCAGAAAGGAAUCAUUUCCACUGAGAUGAAAAUUCGAUCUCGAAGAAACUAGAUUUUCAAUGUAAAAGUUAUGUUUUAAGCUAAAACUUGACGAUCCUUUCUUUUUUAUAAUACAAUAAUGAAAAAGGCAUUGCCCGAAUCUGGUAAAGAAAUCUUUGUGGCGUUGCUUGAUCUUCCAGACCAAGACAUAGAUGAAGAAAAAUUUAGGUGCUAUUUCAUCUACGGUUUACAGACAAACCAGGGAUUUUUUGGACCAACUGAAGAUACUAACAAACUAAUGAUAAAUUGGUGUCACACUCCCUAAACCCCCUAUGCCCCUGUAAA